Molecule: messenger RNA, 9612 nt
Organism: Leptopilina boulardi
Lineage: Eukaryota; Metazoa; Arthropoda; Insecta; Hymenoptera; Figitidae
Product: leucine-rich repeat-containing protein 58
Exons: 5
Coding region: 339-1430 (363 amino acids)
Molecular function (GO): protein binding
Source: RefSeq, a predicted model, not a curated record
AUUUUUAGACAAAUUUUAAAAUUUUGCACUUUAUUUUCAUUAAAAAAUUUAAUUUUAAAAAAUAUUUUAUUAUUUUAAUAAAGUUUAAUACAUUUUUAAUUUACAAAAUAUUUUUAUUUUUUAAAAUGGACAAAGGCAACUUCAUAUUAAGCAAAUACGGCUGAAGGCCAGGAUCUGCAGGUUCAAAACAAGGUUCUGAUAUUUUUCAAACUCCUGGAAUACAAGUAAGACGACCUGUCCUUAUUCUCAAGAAAGAGCAUCUAUUUCUCAAGUUUAAUAUCAAAGAGAAUACGCAUUGAGACGUCUAUCAAACCACAAAUUUCAAAAAAUGCUCUUUGAUGACAAAACCAAUUAAAUUUUGCAGAUGGAUUCUUCAAGACAAAAUGGAAUGUUACACAUCAAGUGAUUCGGACUCGGAAUCUGGCAGCAAAACUUUAGAUCUUUCUUAUUUGAUGUUGGACACAAAUGUGUUGAAUGAACAUUUUCUUUGUACAAAUUCACCUGAAAAUUUGGAUACAUUGCUUUUGUAUCAAAAUCGUUUGAGUACAAUUCCCUAUAGUAUUGUAAGAUUUAUUAAUUUGACAACAUUAGAUGUUUCAAAUUGUGGACUAAAUGAAUUACCACAUUUUCUUGGUGAUCUUUCAAUUAGUUGUCUCAUUGCUAAGAAUAAUAAUUUAACAAAUAAUUCAUUGCCAAAAUGCUUUGAAAAUUUAUUGGGUUUAAGGGAACUCAAUUUAAGUGGAAAUAGACUCACAGAAUUUCCAGAACAGAUUCUUGAUCUUGUAGAUUUGAAAUUUCUCUAUCUCGGUGGAAAUUGUAUUUCUGAAAUUAAUAAGGAUCUAUGGAAAUUGCAACGAUUACAAGUAUUAUCCAUGGGAGGAAAUCGAUUGAUGGAAGUUCCAUCAACUUUAGGCAGAUGUACAGCUCUGCAAGCUUUAGUUCUUUGUGAUAAUAUGUUGGAAAGUCUACCCAGUUCAAUAUCAAAUUUGAAGAAUUUAAAGUCACUAUCACUUCAUAAAAAUCAUUUGCGAACACUUCCGACUGAAAUAAUAACUCUUAAAAAUCUCACAGAGCUAUCUCUACGAGAUAAUCCAUUAGUUGUGAGAUUUGUAUCAGACAUGACCCAUGAUCCACCAGCGUUAUUAGAAUUGGCAGCGAGAGUUGUCAAAAGUAAUGAUAUUACAUACGAUGACGAAGGUAUACCGAGAAAUUUAAUUGAAUACUUGAACAGUGGUCAUCGAUGUGUCAAUGUUAAUUGCCAAGGAAUAUUUUUCGAUAAUCGAGUGGAACAUGUGAAAUUUGUCGAUUUUUGUGGUAAAUAUCGUUUGCCACUUUUGCAAUAUCUUUGUAGCAGUAAAUGCAUUGAUCCACGUGAUGGCGAGGAAGAAAUGGUCAGCGGUGCAAUGAUAAGAAAAGUUCUUCUUGGCUAGGAAAAAUAUAAACGCAAAAAAAAAAAAUUUCAUCUCCAAAAUAGGUACAGACUUUUUUUUUUAAAAAAAACUUUUAAAUAAUACAGUCGAACCUUAUGAAAUGAUAUGAUCACUAAAACUUAUGGGAAUAAAUAAUAUUGCUAAUAAUAAUACAUUCAAUUUUUUUUCAAAUUGUAAAUAUCGAUUAUUUUUGAAUUCAAAUAUAAAUGAGAUCCCAUUUGACAAGUUUUGACUCUGAAAACUAAAUUUAAAAAAUUACUCUAACGUUUUCAAAAGCGUUGUAUAAUAUAUUUUUGUUAUAUUGUGUUAAAUUUCAAACACGCCAUGCCAUAUAGAUAUUUUAUAUAAAUUUAGAAAAAAAAGUGGGGAUUUACUUAAGGCUGUGUAUAAUUAGCAGAUAAGUACGUGUAUAUUUUAAUGCAAUAUAAAAUUAGAAAGCCCCACAAAAAAAGUGAUUUUUUUAAAAUAGUGUAUUCAAUUCAGAUAUACUUAAUGUAUUAUGAAUUCUCAUUUUUUAAAUCAAAAAUUGUUUUUAAUUAUUAUAAAUUAAUAUUUAAUUAACAAUACUUACUAAUUAUAAAAAUGUAAAUUAAAAAAAAAUCUUUUUUUUUCUUUUUUUUUUAAUAUUGGACGGAUAAUAGACGCAGUUAGAAUAACGUUAUUGUUAAUAUUUUAUUGUUAAAUAAACCACAAAAAUGUACAGUAAUAAUGGUUGUAUUGUUAUUUUUAUUAUUUUUAUUAUUAUUAUUAUUAUAUAUAGCAACUCCAUAACGGAGGCAAUCGAUUCUCGCGUUAACGCACAUUCAAAUAGUAUGCUACAAAUAUUGUACGAACUAUUAUAUGUGUGUAUGUGUGUGAUAAUUAAAAGAGUUCAGUUUGAAAAGGCUAAAAAAUAAAAAAAAAUUAACAAUAUGUAAAAAUCAAAUAAAAAUAGAGAAAACAGUUUAUAGGUAUUUAUAAUCAUUUUAUAUUUGUAGAAUGACAGUAAUAAUCAUAAUUAUCGUCAUAAUGAUAAUAAUAGUAAUCAUAUAAUUAAUAAUAUUUGCUACAAUAUUCGCAUGUUAGUGUAAUUAUAUUAUAUUAUAUAUAUAAUUAUACAUACACAUACACAUAAUCAUACACAUGUCUCUUUAUCUAUAUAUUAUAUUCAUGUUUAUGUAUGUAUUUGUGUAUGUAUAUCUUUCUUUUUAGAUAUUUUCGUUCAUUCGAUCAUUUUUUUUUCCUUAUGGAGUUUUCAAUAUGUCCAAAAUUAAAAAUGGACAACACCAUAUGUGUACUUCUCUCUCGCUCUCUCUCUCUCCACGAAUAUUCGCUAAUUUCUCUUUCUCUCUCAUACUUAUAUGCACAUUCAUACAUACGUAAUUUAUCUCAUAUAGGCUUCUUGUUUUCUUUUUUCGUAGCGACUAUUUUUUUUUUUUUUUUUUUUACUUUGUGAUCAUUUCUUUCACUGCGUCGCUAAUUAUAUAGGUAUUAAACAAUUUAUCUAAUAUCGUACAAUCAUGAGUAAAGAUUCUUCCAAGAUUUACUUCGACUUGGAUAUUCUUUCUCGUCUGAUAUUGAAAACAUUUUUUUUUUUUUUUUUAUUAAAUAGUUCGUCGUUUUUCAUUUGUCACAUAUAUAUUGUUUGGUUUUCAAAAAUCUGUUUUGUUUUCGUUAUUUCCCUUGUAUUUUUGUUUUAAUAUAGUGCGUUCAACAAUAUGGGCGCCAUUUCGAUCAAGGAAUCGAUUCCUUGUUUGUAUUUUAGAACUAGAAGCGAUAAUUUUCACAUUAGAUUUUUUUUUUUUAACUGAAAAUUCCUCUAGGUCAUUAUUUCUCAUGGCAUAUUAGGCUUUCAAAAAUUUUCUGUUUUUCUGUAUUUAUAUUUUUCUUUGAUAUUUCUUUAUUUUUUGAAAUAUAUUUUUCUUUUUCAAAAUAAUUUAAAAAAAAAAUUGUUUUCUUUAUUAUAUUCUUGUUUUGGCGGUCUUGAAUUGUUUGUUAAAUAUAGAAACAUUAAUUAGUCUUUUAAAAAUGGAAAUUGGCAAUUUGGAAAUUUAAAUUUACCGCCUCGCACUGCGUAUGAUCCAUAGAUCAUAAUGCUUUAAACAUUUUUUUAAUCGCAAAACUUGAUUAUCUCUUUGAGUCAAAAAAUCGUGUGAAAUAUUUUUCACACUGUCAAAAAAGAUUGUUUUCAUUAUUUUCUUUUUAAAUUUCCCCUUUUAAUCUACAUUGAUAUUUUAAUCGACCAUUCGCAUCUAUACUCAAUAAAAUUAUUAAAAAUUGAAAAUAAUUUGGUCGAUUACUUAUUUUAAAAAGACAUAGGUACGAGUAGUUUUUAGGGGGUGAUUGCGAAUUUUAAUCUUUAUCUAUAUACGUUCGGUACUUAUUGUGAUGGCUGUUCUGUUCUGUUCCCUUCAAAAAGUUUAAAAAUUCAAAAUUAAUAAUAAAAUAUUUCAAUUAUUUAUUUGUAAAUAAGUAAAAAAAUGUUUAUAAUCAAAUGAAAGAAUUCCAAAUGAAAAAAAAACAAGUAGAAUUAAGUAAAAGAACAACAUUUUUACAUUAAAAUUUUAUUCUCGAAAUUAGUUUUUACUAAUUUAAAUUUUCGAAAUAAUUUUUUUAUAACUUAAAUUCUGGAAAUAAUUUUGAAAACUCUUAAUUUUGUAAAUCAAAUUAUUAAUAAUGAAAAUUCUCGGUUUUUUAUUUAUAUUGUAUAAUGUCAAUAUUUUUCCACUUUUUGCACUAUUAUUUUAAACAAUUUUGUUUUGUAAACAAUUAUAAUAUAAAAAAAGAGUAUAGGCAAGAAUCAUGGACUGGAAUCGACAAUAUAAUUCAUUCAAAUUUUUUUGAUUUGUUUUUCUAUUUUAUAAAAUCAAACAAAAAAAUAAGACAAAUACAUAUAUUAAAAAAUAUCCUUAUAAUAUAUGUAGUCUUCUGAAAAAUAAAAUAAUAAUAAAGAGGGAAAAUAGUUUUUAAACAAUUUUUUACAAUUAUAAUUUUACAUUUCUAUUAUAAAACAAUAAUUACUAUUAAUAUUAUAAUAAUUAAUCUAAAUUCACCAAAUUAAAUUUGCUAACAUUUGAGUUUUUAUAUAAUUAACUUGUUAUUUAUUAUCAGUCUCCACUAAAUUGACAAGUUAAUUAUUAAUAAACAAGUAAAUAAUUUAACUUGCAAUUUUUCUUUUAAAAUAAUAAUAAAUUAUAGUAAAUUCGCUUAUACACUUACAAUAUUUAACAGCAAAUUAAUUAACAAAUUAUUCACUAAGUUAGUAAAAUCAUCAUAUAAUAAAAAAUAAUAUUGCAGUAAAAACCAUGGACGCUUUUUUUCGAAAAUAGAAAUUAAAUUCUUUUUUUUUCUUUAAAAAUUACUAAUUGUUCGAAGGAAUUUUAAUCUUCUAAGAAAAAAAAUUAAUUAUUCAAUUGCAUUUAUAUAUAAAUUUCAAUAAUCACUCUUAAUUUAAUUAUUGAAUUAUUAUUUGUAAAUUCAAACUUAUUAACGUAAUAAUUAAUUUUAAAAUAUAAUCUUCCAAUAUUUAUUCUGUUUUGAAAAAUUAAUUUUAUUUUCGAAAAAAUUUUGUGUAUCAAAAUUUGUAAUAAAUUAAAUUUAAAAUUUUGCGAUAAUUUUAAUAAUAAUUUUAAUAAUAAUAAUAAUAAUAAUAAUAAUAAUAAUAAUAAUAAUAAUUCUAAAGUAAAAUUCUAUCGAUUUACAAAAUAAUUGUCGAAAAAUGUAAUCGAUUCCAGUUUAUGAUAAAAUUAAAAUUAAUAACAAUAAGUAAAUUAAUAACAAGAGUAAAAAAUAUGACGUUACUGUUGAGUUUUUUUUCUUUUUUUUAAAGAAAACGAAUAUUUUUUUACAACUUGCAUCCCUUUUUAAUAUCUCUUAUAAUAUUAUUUUUCGCAAUUUUUACGAUAUGGCUGCCAUUGACUUUGCCUACUUAUAGUGUUUAUUAUAGUCUACAUUUUAUGUUAAAGUGCUUGUUUUUUUUUUGUUUUUUUUGUUUUUUUCUUUAAAUCUGCCAUCGUUCUUUUGUUAGCCUAUGUACACAGAAUAAACGAUAUUAUAAUCGACAGUGCGAGGAACUCAGAAUGUGUGAAAUUAUUAUUUAUUUAGUUUUUAUUUAAUUUUUAUUUUAUACCUCACAGGUAAAUUGGUCUCUAAAAUUGCAUAUUAACAUCGAGUGAAUCUUGAUCUGUGUGCAAUCAUUUUCUUUUUUCCUACACGUUUAAAUUUAAUCGUAAAAGUAAUUACAUCUAAGUUUUCGAGUUAUUUUCCGAUAGCACUUAUUUUUUUAUGCAUUUUAGUAAUUUCGUAUAUUAUUUACAGAUACAACUCUUUUUUUUUUUUUUUUUUUUUUUUAUCGAUUCGUAUAAGUUUAUCGAGGUCUUUCACGUUCUCAAAUUUCCCAGACUUCCUUUUGUUUAUCUAUAUAAAUAUAUAUUAUGUACUUAAAAGUGGCCCAUUUUAUUCGCAAUGAAAAUUCGCUUUGGUCUAUUGAAACGUUAACUUUAUAAUAUUCAUCGGUAAAAUAACAAAAAAAAAAGUCAAAGUUAGAAACAAAUAUUGAUUAAUUAUUUCAAAAAUUCCUUAAAAAAUGGUUUUUAAAAUAUUUUCUGUCUUUCUUUCGAUAUGAAAUUCGUUUCCUUCUAUAAAAGCUCUGAAAACUUUCGUUCAAUUUUUUAAAGUUUGGUUUUUUAGUGAAAGUUUAUUUUUAUAGAAAUUACGUUUUAUUUGAAAAUCGUAGUUGAAAAGCAAUUUUCAUCUCUCGAUUUGAAAACUUUCUUAUUUCAAUUUUAAUGUUUUGUUAUUUUGAAAAUUUUUUUUUUCACAAAAUUCUUUUUUUCCUGUUGUUUUAAAAAACAUUGAAACAAUUGAAUUUAACAUGCACAUUAAAAAAGAAAAACAUUUUUAAAAAAUUGAAAAUCAAAAGAUAAAAAUUAAAAAAUAUUAAUAAUCAUUUCGCAGGAAUUAUUAAUUAAUAUUAAUUCUGUUUCGAAAUUACUGUCGUUAAUUAUAAAUGACGUAAAUCAUCUUUUACGUCAAUGACACGAGUGAAAAGAAAUUUAUUUUGAAAUAUCUGAAUAGUGACAGUUAAAGUUAAAGCCCAAUGUGUUUAUUAGAAUUAAAAAAAACAGUGAGUUCUUUAAAAAUGAAAAAUAAAAAUUCAAAUAUUCUCUUAUUGAAGACAUGUGCACAAAGAAAUGAAUCAGGAUUUUUUUAUUUAUAAAAAUGAAUUUUAAAUUCUUUAAAUCAAUUUUUAAUAAUUUAUUAAUAUUUCAUUUUUUUCUUCUUACUUUGAAAUUCAUAUUUAGAAAAAGCUGAUUUAAAAUAGCUGUAGAAAUCAUUUUUAAAAAUUUACAAGAUUUUGUUUAUUAAUGAACUUUACUAAUUAUUAUCAUUAUUUUUUUAUUUACUGUAUUAGAAAUAAUAAUAAUAAUAAUAAUAAUAAUAAUAAUAAUAAUAAUAGAAAUCGCCGAACCAUAAAAAUUCCUGAUUUACUUCGUAGGGGUGUAAUUUUGAAAAUUUAAGCUUUUUAAUUACAGCACGAACAAUUUAACUGUAUAUACAUAUGCACAGUCAUACACAAGGUAAUCACACAUGUACACAAUAAUAUGCGCACAUAUGUUAUAUUAUCAUAUAUAUUUAUACAUAUAUAUAUUUAUAACUUUAAUUAAUUUAUUAAUGAUAUAAACAAGUAUUACACUUACAUUUAGCUAGGUUUUUUAUUUGCUUUUUUUUAAGAAGUAGAAGCUAAAUGACGUGGAGCGAAGGAGAGUCGGAGAUUGUGAAACGGAGGCAACGAAAACCGCGCGAGCAGUGUGGAAAUAUUAUUUAAUUUCUCUAAAUCGCAUUUUCGUUUUUUUUUUUUUUUUAUUAUUAUUUUAAUUCUUUACACAACAGCGGCGUCUCUAUAAUUAAUAAUUACUAUUAUUAAAAUUAUCUUCAUAUAUAUGUUUAAUUCAGUUAUAUAUAAAGUAUUUAUAUAUAUAGACUUUCGGUUUUUUUUACACGGGCUCUUUCCCCUUUCCCCCACAAAAAAACCCCCGCCCCAUCCCUUCAAUUUCUCCCCAUUGUCCCAAAUAUUGGUUUCUACCUAACAAAUUACAGUUAUGUGAAAUCCAAGCUUUGCUUUGAUUAAAGCAAAAAAACGCCGAUCGACUCGAUCGAAAAUAAGUCGUCUUCUCGGUUUGUUCUGCGAUGCUCGUUGGUGAUUGCCUUGAAUAUUAAAAUAUAUGAGUAAAAAAAAAAAAAAAAAAAAAAAAAAUAAAAACGGUCAAACAUUCAAGGCUUAUCACAGUCGCCAAAACUUAUUACAACGAUAUCACGCGUCAUUAUUAUUAUUUUUUUUCUCUUAAAUAAAGUACAUAGGGAUUUAUACUAAUCAAGUAAAUUCAUUUAUUAUACUUCAUAUAAUUACGAUAAAUAAUAAUAAUCAACAUUCUAUAUUCGAGUCGUGUGUGUGUGUGUGUUCUACUUUUUUUUUCUUUCAAUCCAUAUAUAUAUAUAUAUAAUCGUCGCUUUAAAACUUUCCAUUUCAAAUUAAAUUUGUUUUUUUUCGCUGCUUUUGAAAUUCUACAAGAAUUUCAAGUGUUUUUUUUAUAGCGCUUGUACAAUCCAUGUUAAUCAAUAUCAAUUUUUUUAUUUUAUUUUGUUGUUAUUGUUUGUACUAAGACAAUAAGCUAGCUGCUUUUAAUUUUACAAAUUCAAAAUUGUCUCCUCGUCAAUAUUUGUGGUUCAAUGGAUAAAAUUAAUUUUACUAUAUAUACUAAGAUAAAAAGCCAGCUUGCUUUACAUUUUUUACAAAUUCAAAUUGUUCUUUUUUCUUCGGCAAUUUAUCAUCUAUAAUUCAUUAAUAUAUUUAUAUAUAUAUAUUAAUGAAUAAAUUUUUUUUUUUAAUAUCACAAAGUCUCCAGCGAGUACGUUUGAGAUCUAAAAGUCAUAGAUAAAGAGUGACUGACAUUUUGAAGAAGAAAAAAAAUUAUAUAGUGUACAUUGUGUGUUUAUACGAUUAAAAAUAUACAGCGAAGCUUUGAAAAGAAUCAAAGUUUCAUGCGAUCGGAGGAAAGGUUAAAUAAUUUAGACAAAACCUGCGUAAAAGCUGUGCCCACUUAAAAAAAGAAGUAAAUUGUUAAAAUCUUAAUGAAUCUAUCAACAUGGAUAAAAAUCUAAAAUGAAUCCUAAGAUCUCUCCACUUCUUUGACCCAGUUUCUUUCAUUCUUUUUUUUUUUUAUUUUUUUCGCCUUCUUUUUCUUUCACAAACUCUGGCACUUUAUUUUUUUUCUCUCUUUCUCUCUCUCUCUAUUAAAAGUAUUCCACCUGCGACAGUCAAUUUCUUUAAAGAUUGAUGUAGAAAAUUGGAAAAAUAUUUAAAAAUAAUUUUUAUUUCACUUAUUUUUUCUUUUCUCCUUAGUUUUCCGACUUGUUUUUACCAUGUCUUCAAUAUAUUUUUCUGUUUUCUUCACUUUAUUACUUUUUUCCUCUCACGGAAAAAAGAAAAAAUAGAAAAUUAUUUUUUUCCCUAUCUGAUUGAGAAAAAUAAAAAAAUAUAGUAAAAAAAGUUCACAUUUUAGAAAAAAGAAAAAAAAGUUUUAUUUUCUAUCAAAUCUUUAAGAGAAAUAAGUUGAUUUUAUUGAAAAAUCAUUUCUAAUUGUCAAAAUUAAUAAUAUAAUAUUUUACAUUUUUUUUACAGUUUUCCAUUAAUUAAAAAAAAAAAUUGCCAAUAAUUAAUUUUUAUUCAUUAAUUGCUUAAAAUUAUUAUAUAAAAAAAAUCUCAUACUAAUAAUUAAUUUUAUUAUUAUUUUGUAAAUUACAAAAUUUAGAUAUUGUAUAAUUUAUUUUUUAGAAACAAAUUAAUUUAAUUAAUUAAUAAUUAACUUUAACGUUAAUUAUACAAAUUCCGAAAAAUAUACUAUUUAAAAAGUUUUCCAAUUUUCAGCAUCAGUUGUCAAAAAUUGCCUACAGGCGUAAAAUCUUUUUUUGAAACAAAAAAAAGAAAAUAAGAUGCUUCUGCUUAUUCCCAGAAAAAAAAUGAUAUGUAGACCGAGUGAUUAAUCAAGGUUGCAUAGCUAGUGGAUAAUGUACAAAAAAAAGACAAUUGUUCACGUCUACCAAAAAAGAGGGGAGGGGGGAAACUCGUAGUCUAUGUACAAGAUAAGGCAUAAAGAGACAACUUUUUUUUUUUUUUUCUCAAAGACGUUUAGCAAAAUUUUGA